This is a messenger RNA of Rosa chinensis, 3123 nucleotides long. Its product is annotated as receptor-like protein 6. The coding region runs from base 45 to 3002 and encodes 985 amino acids. The record is from RefSeq and is a predicted model, not a curated record. Gene Ontology annotation, molecular function: protein binding. The transcript has a single exon. NCBI's taxonomy places the organism in Eukaryota, Viridiplantae, Streptophyta, Magnoliopsida, Rosales, Rosaceae.
AAGAGUACUGCACAAGAAAAUUAAUUACAUAUCCAAACCACAUUAUGGGAUUCUUAUCCCGCCAGUGCUUGUCUAAUGUUGGCCUGCUUUCGAAAAUUUUAGUUCUAUUGUUGUUUUGUGUUUUUGUGGCUAGCUCCUUAUCCUCUAGACAGCAGAAGCCAUCUACUUGCCAUGAUGAGGAGAGCACUGCCUUGCUGCAAUUUAAGCAAAGCUUUGUUAUCAACAUCUCUGAUUUUGGUUUUGAUGGUUCUUAUCCAAAGGUCUCAUCAUGGAAGGCAGCUGAAGGAGAUCAAAAUAUCAACUGCUGCUCAUGGGAUGGGGUUGAGUGUGAUGAGGAGACGGGUCAUGUUAUUGGUCUUGAUGUUAGUAGUAGUUGUCUCUAUGGCUCCAUCAACUCCAGCAGCAGUCUCUUUCACCUUGUUCAUCUUCGGAGGCUGAACCUUGCUGAAAACAACUUCAAUUACUCUCAAAUUCCUACCACAAUUAGGAAUCUUCCGAGGCUCAGGUAUCUCAACCUUUCCUCUUCUAGGUUUUCUGGCCAAGUCCCAUCUGAAAUUUCACAAUUGUCCAAAUUGUCAUCCCUUGAUUUGUCUGGCAAUCUUGAUACACUUUCUAAUGAGGGAUUGUUGAAGCUCAAAGCAUCAAACCUAGCAAACCUAGUUCAAAACUUAACUAGUCUUGAAAAGCUUCAUCUCACUAACAUUAACAUAUCUUCCACAAUUCCUGAUUCAUUGGCCAAUUUGUCAUUUUUGUCAUCCCUCGCUCUAAGGAAUUGCGACUUGUAUGGCGAAUUCCCAAUAAGAAUUUUCAAGUUACAAUACUUGGCAUUUCUUAGUGUGAGAUUCAACCAAGAGCUUUCUGGUUAUUUGCCCGACUUUAAUGGUAGUAGUCCUCUCACGUCACUGAUACUACGUGAAACUAAUUUUUCCAGAAAUCUUCCUUCAUCAAUCGGAAAUCUUGAGGAAUUGACACAGUUGGAUUUGCGUGAAUGCAAAUUCUCAGGUCCAAUUCCUGCUUCACUCGCCAACCUUACCCAACUCAGUUAUUUGUCACUUGGAAUGAAUGAUUUUGUUGGCGGUUCUUUGUCUUGGCUUGGUAAGCAAACAAAACUUACCCUUCUUAACCUUGACAGCAGCAAUCUGAGUGGUUUCAUCCUGUCUUCUCUUGGCAACCUCACGCAGCUCACUCAUCUUUCUCUUAAAGAUAAUCAACUUAGUGGCCCAAUCCCAUCUUUGUUAGGUAACCUUAGCAGACUAACAGACAUAGGUCUUGAUAUAAACAGUUUAAAUAGUUCAAUCCCUGAAUCAUUGUUCAAUCUUAUGGACCUCGUCGAGCUUACUUUAGCUGCAAAUUACCUUCACGGUAAAUUGGACAUUUGUAAGCUACAAAGUUCCAUAGCAAUGCUCCAACUAGGUGAGAACAAACUAGAAGUGUCUCAAUGUAAUAUUACGAAUACAACCCUACUUCCAAAGUUUAAGUUUCUAGGAUUGUCUUACUGCAACAUAAAAGAGUUUCCAGAUUUCCUAAGACAUCAACAAAGCUUGACGUGGUUGGACCUUUUUGCAAAUAAAUUGCAUGGCCAAAUACCGAAAUGGAUGUGGAAUACAAGCACACAAAGUUUGAAGUUGCUAGACCUUAGGGAUAACUUCCUUUCGCGGUUUGGCCAUCCAAAUGUCGUCCUUCCUUGGGUUAACCUACAAGUUUUAGUUGUCUCGGAUAAUUUGCUAGAUGGAUCACCACCCAUACCUCCACAGAACAUCAUCCACUAUCAACUUCAUGGCAACAAACUUACUGGGAAACUUUCACCAUUGAUGUGCAAUAUAAGUACUUUUGAGUACUUUGAUUUGUCAAAUAACAUGUUGAGUGGCACCAUUCCCCCGUGUCUUGGUAACUUCAGUGAUGAUCUACAAGUUUUAAAUCUCCGAAACAACUCUUUUCAUGGCAUUCUCCCUCAAACAUACAGCAAAACAAGUAGCAUGGAGAUGCUUGAUGUUAGUUAUAACCAAUUGCAUGGGAAAAUACCAAGCUCACUGGUGAAUUGUGUGAUGCUUGAGUCUCUUGUUCUUUCAGUGAAUAAAUUCAGUGACGUUUUCCCUUUUUGGUUGGGGAGUCUCCCAAAAUUAAAACUCUUGGCGAUGCACCACAAUGAGUUCUAUGGUGUGAUUGAGAAUACCAAAGAAAAUCUUCAUUUUCCUGAGUUGCGCAUUCUUGACCUGUCUUACAAUCAUUUCUCAGGUGAGUUUCCCUCUAAAUACAUCUUUUCUGGUAAUGCCAUGAGAGGUAUAGUUCUGAGCCAACCCACAUAUAUGAUGGCCAGCUCAGUUCUCAAUAUCCCCCGUGCACCUACAUUUGAGUAUAAUUUCGAAGUCACAAUCUCAAACAAGGGUGUCGAGAGAUACUACUCGAGGAUUCAAGAUGAUCUUGCGGUGAUUGAUAUCUCAAGCAAUAAUUUCCAAGGGAAGAUUCCAGAAUUCAUUGGGAACUUGAAAGGGAUUCGCUUUCUCAACAUUUCCAAUAACAUCUUCAACGGCAGCAUCCCAUCAUUCUUGGAAAAUUUGACAUUGCUUGAAGCGUUGGACCUUUCACAGAACCAACUCUCAGGAGAGAUUCCCCAGCAACUAGCACAGCUUACAUAUCUUGCGAAUUUUAAUGUCUCCUACAACAAUCUCACAGGUUCUGUACCACAAGGUCCCCAGUUUCACACAUUCGAUAGCACUUCAUUCGAGGGAAACCCAGGAUUGUGUGGAGGGCCAUUGCCAAAGAAAUGUGGGAACUCUAAUGCUCCAGCUCAGCUACCACCUUCAAGCAGCAUUGAAGAAGCUGUUUCAGGCUUUGCUUUUGAAUUUGACUUGAAAUUUGUGUUGGCUGGAUUUGGAAGUGGGUUGCUGGUAGGAGUGGUACUUGCAGACGUGGCGAUUACACGGAGGCGUGAAUUGUUUCUUGAGAUAGUUGGGAUGUUGAUAAGGCUAAUGAAAAGGAUCAAAAGGCAGAGGAGGUAUUAAUCGGCAAGUCAAAUUUAAGGUUGUGCAUUUGGUAUUGUAUGUAUGUUCUCCGUUUUUUUUCUUUCCAUUAUAAUCACCUAGCUCUUUGAAUAAAAAUUUCAAAAUGUUGUUGUAUUCCUUA